Molecule: messenger RNA, 4084 nt
Organism: Calidris pugnax (ruff)
Lineage: Eukaryota; Metazoa; Chordata; Aves; Charadriiformes; Scolopacidae
Gene: SLC25A21
Product: solute carrier family 25 (mitochondrial oxoadipate carrier), member 21
Exons: 9
Coding region: 87-920 (277 amino acids)
Source: RefSeq, a predicted model, not a curated record
GCUGAGUGGAAUCGGCCAUGUUAGCAUAGUCUGCCUGCCUGCCUGGAGAAGAACGUGAGCAAAACGCCUUUACAAGACUUCUGUGAAUGCACACAGUGAAAGGAGGAGUUUUUCUAGCUUCAAACUGGUGGUUCCAAAUUCAAAGAGGGAAAACUGAUCCGACCGGUUACAAGAGCCUGGGGGACUGUUUUAGGACUAUUUUCCAACGAGAAGGAUUGCUUGGCUUCUACAAAGGAAUUUUGCCUCCCAUCUUGGCUGAAACACCUAAAAGGGCGGUAAAGUUUUUCACCUUUGAACAAUACAAGAAGCUACUGGGAUAUGCAUCGUUACCCCCAGGACUGGCAUUUGCCAUUGCUGGCUUGGGAUCUGGGUUGACAGAGGCAGUUGUGGUUAACCCAUUCGAAGUAGUAAAGGUUACCUUGCAGGCAAAUCGGAACGCCUUCACAGAGCAACCAUCUAGCUUUGUUCAAGCUCGGCAGAUCAUUAAAACCGAUGGUCUGGGCUUUCAAGGACUCAACAAAGGUCUUACUGCAGCACUGGGCCGUCAUGGAGUUUUUAACAUGGUUUACUUUGGAUUCUACUUCAAUGUGAAAAACAUUCUUCCCGUCAAUAAAGAUCCAAAUUUGGAGUUUUUGAGGAAAUUUGGAAUUGGGCUAGUCUCAGGAACAAUAGCCUCAAUUAUUAACAUUCCUUUUGAUGUUGCAAAAAGUAGGAUUCAAGGACCACAGCCAGUUCCUGGAGAGAUCAAGUACAGAACCUGUUUUAAAACUAUGGCAACAGUCUAUAAAGAAGAAGGAUUUCUGGCUCUGUACAAAGGCUUGAUUCCCAAGAUCAUGAGGCUUGGUCCAGGUGGUGCAGUGAUGCUUUUGGUUUACGAAUACGUUUAUGCAUGGCUUCAAGACACAGUUGGUCACAAGUAGCACUUCUGAAAAAUGUACUCUUUAAAAUUAUAUGCAUUCUAAAAUACACUUUAAUAAAGUAAAAGUGAUUCUCAUCUUUUACAGUGCUGAGUGCCCUCAGAUUACACUGAUGUUAAUGUAUCAGUAUUAUACAAAACAAACUUGGUCUUCAGGUCCUGAUCCAAGAAAACAUUUAAACACAUGCUUUUUUGUAAGUGCAUAAAUAAGUAGCUCAGUUGAUAUUUGUAAUUGUUUUACUGCAUUGAGAGAAAAUAAAAAGGAGACAUAUGAACAUUAGUUUUUCAAGGACAAACUGAAAAGUCUGGACACUGAAUUAUGCUAUGUAGUCAAUACAUUAUUUGAAAAAUGUCAGCUGAAAUGGCAAGAUAAUAACUUUCAGGGGAUUUUGAAGGACAAAAUUAAAUAAUCCUGUGGGGCCAGAUACUAAACUAGUGUAAACCGAUAGCUCCAUUGGCUGCAGGUUAAGCACAUGACCCAUAGUCUGCCAACACUUGUGUCAGUCUUGGGUCCAGUUUCAGUCGAGUCCAGUACAAUUUCAACACUGAUAGAAGAGUUUCUUAAGUUGUUGGGAGUUAGGAUGGAAAAAGGACAGCAUAACUAGCCACAACCUUCAAAACACACAUACUGUUAAAUGUCCUACUUCUUCUUAGCCAUAUACGUCGUAUAAAUCUCGCUGAGGACACAGAAGAUACUGAACAUAAUUAGUCUGAAUUAAAUUAUAUAAAAUUGCAAAACAACUGUGAGAAUCAUGGAAGAAAUGAGUAAAUAAAUUAACAGAAAAAAAUACUUUUAGACAUAUGGUACUUUGCUGUGCAUGUUUUAUCUGCCUUCAUAUACUAUUGCUUAAAGAGCUGUCCUGUGUUAAAAAUACUCAAUGCACUUUGACUGUCCCUUUAGCCUUUCAUUACCAGCAGGGGAUGGAGAAACAAUGUUAUAGACUAAUAGCAUAUAUGCAGUCAUAUUUAUCUAGCCAUACACUUCAAAGAAAUGCACCUUUCUAUAGAUAAAAACUGUUGCUCUGAAGCUAAAAUUGCUCCUUUUCCCAGCCACUGUAAAUAUAAAUAAUAUUUCAGUUAUGUACUCCUGUCUUUAUUAGUUAUUCUAAGUAGCUCUGUGAAAUAUGAUAAUUUCUGCUAUGCUUAUUGAAGACAUUGUUUUCAUUCAUGCAGUUGUGCUGCUCUACAAUGUCUUUUCAAUAACUUAAAUUCUUUAAAUAAGUCUUUAAAUAACUUAAAAUUACACAUUAUUCUGUUAUAAAUAUGUUCCCCUUGUCUAAACUUGGUUUGUUGUCAAAUGAAUGCAUAUCUUGCAGUUGCUAAAAGUUUCUGUAUCACUCCAUGCUACAUUCACACUGUUAACUUGAAAUGUUCUUCCUCUUAAGGAGGUACAAGCCUUUUUCCCAGCAAUCCUAUAGAAGUAUCUUUCCAGAUUGUUACUUGAAAAUGACAGUUCACAUGUGAAGUCUCGUCUCACAACUGUUUUUAAUGCAUUAGAAGAGCAACAAAAAGCUAAAAAUAGAAAUGCAUUCUCAGCAUUUUCAAGAAUGCUUGUACUGACGUGCUCAAAAAACCUCUCUUUUGUCUAAAUUUGACAACAGCAACGUCUCAUACCUAUGCUACUUCAUAGCUAAAAUCAAUAAAAUUAGCUGUCUUACAGUUUAUAAUUUUAAGAAAAGAUGUUCCUUGUCGUUGCAUUUCAUUAUUGGUACUUAGCCAAAGAGAAGACACUACUAAAAUAAUUUUGAAAAUUAAAGCAAAAUGCUUUAUAAUUAGUCUUUUAUUAAUUUAGAGCAUUCAAAAUAUAAAAAUAAAAGGCUUUAAACAUACUGUAUAUACAUAUAUAGCCUUUGGUUUUACAUCCUUUCCAACAUGAUUUUUUUUUUCAGUUAAUAGUUCAGCCUGAUCCUUGAUAAAAAGAGAACCUUUAGAAAGCAGAAAACACAGAAUUGUUUUAGGAAACAAACCCAUGAGCAUGCCAGCCCAAUCCCUCAUCUGCCCUGGUGUAAUACGGGGUCUCAUUCAGUUUUACACCAGAGGACUUCUGUACCAGGACGAUGAAAACACAGUCGGGCUGUCAUAGAAAGGAGUAUUAGGCUUCACUGAUUUCUUUGAAAACCUUUGACACACUGGGAAUGGAGUGUAGGCUUUUUAGAUUAAAAAUUCUGCACUCACACAUGCUGUAUAUUUCCCAAAUUAAUCCAUUCACCUGAGUGGGUUCACUCCAGGUGUAUGCCCCUGUACCUGACAGCAGCAGUUGAUCCUUGAUUAUUAUUUUUAAAAAUCCCUUUUCUUCCUUCGUUUAUUGUAAAGUGGCUUAAAGUUGUGUGGCUAAUAAGCUAACAUUUUUCAGUUUACCUAUUAGUAUCAGCAGGGAAAAAAGUCCUUGUGUAAAGGAGUGUUCUGCAUCUUAGAAUUAAAAAAAAAAAAAAAACAUUGUUAGGCAAACUCACACCAAAAAAAUCCAUCACAGGCAGUUAACCAAGAGCAAGGUCAGAUACCUUUGCUCGCUUGGAGCAACCCUUUCUGCACAGCCCCAGCGACUUCCCGCUCGGGGGUAAGGUGUUGUGUACAACAGGCAGAUGUGCAGAGAGCUGUAUCCAAACAAACACAAACAAAAAUGGUUCAUGCUAGUGUAGUCCCACGUGAGGAAUAAUUAACAUCAUGUUUUGUCCUUGCUUUAUAAAUUAUCGUGAUUUAGCUGAAGACAAGAUAAUGCCAACAACUGAUAGAAGGUAAGGAUCUAUCUCUCCAAGUAUCUCCUGAAACACACUAAAGCCUCAUGGGAACGUCAGAAAAGAUGACUUUUAUUCCAGAAAUGACAUCGUGUUGCUCGGGAAAAUUUUGAAAACUUUUUACAUAGGCACACAUUGUUACGGGUUUGUGAAUUCUUGGCGCUCAAAAAGCUGUGCCUUGGAAAGCUUCUCUUCUUUUCUUUCCAGAUUUUUUUUUUCCUUUGAUGUGCCUUGUUUGUGCCGUAUGGGUAACAAUAGGGAGAUUUCUUCAAUAAUUCUGUAAUCCAGUAAAGCAACAAGGCUGAAAGCUAAAAUCCUGUUGCGAAAUUAAUCAUUUAUUGACUCAUAAUCUUUUUCUUAUUUUUUUUUUUUUCUCCAUUUUAUUUUUAGUGAAAAGCUUGUCUAGAAAUAAACUGAUUUCUUUUUCAUGGUA